GCGGGCGGGCGGGCGGGCGCAGGGAAUAUAAGCGGCCCCGCCGUGCCGCGCUGGGAAGCCGCCCUGCCUCGGCCCCGGGCCCUGGAGGGACAUGGUCCCCGCGCACCGGUGCCCGUGAGCCGUGCGCGCCCCGGGCCCCUGAUCCUCCGUGCGCUCCGAUCUCGCGUCCUGCGGCUCCCCCGGCGCAGGUCCCUCUGAGCUUCGAACCCGGACACCAUGCAGAGCAGGCGCGUGCCCUGGGGGGCGCUCUCCGCGGUGCUGAUCGUCAUCUGGGGCCACCCGCGAGUGGCCCCGGCCUGUCCCCACCCGUGUGCCUGCUACGUGCCCAGCGAGGUCCACUGCACUUUCCGGUCCCUGCCUGCCGUGCCCGCGGGCAUCUCCAAACAGGUGGAGAGGAUCAACUUGGGGUUCAACAGCAUCCAGGCCAUCUCGGAGACGUCCUUUGCAGGGCUGAGCAAGCUGGAGCUGCUUAUGAUCCACGGCAAUGACAUUCCCAGCAUCCCCGACCGAGCCUUGAGGGACCUCAGCUCCCUGCAGGUCUUCAAAUUCAGCUACAACAAGCUGCGCGUGGUCACCGGAACCUUCCGGGGCCUGUCGCGGCUGGUGCGGCUGCACGUGGACCACAACCAGAUCGAGUUCGUGCACCCGCACGCCUUCGAGGGGCUGCUGUCGCUGCGGCUGCUGCAGCUGGAGGGGAACCGCCUGCACCAGCUGCACCCGGCCACCUUCUGCACGGUCAGCUUCCUGGGCGUCUUCCGCCUGUCCACGCUGCGGCACCUCUACCUGGCCGAGAACGCGCUGCGGGGGCUGCCGGACGGGGUCCUGCACGCCAUGCCGCUGCUGGAGACCCUCUACCUGCACGGGAACCCCUGGGCCUGCGACUGCACCCUGCGCUGGCUCCUGGACUGGGCCGCCAGGAACAAAGGGAUCCUCAAGUGUAAGAAGGACAAAGCCUACGAGGGUGGCCAGUGGUGCCCGGCGUGCUCGUCUCCCCGGGACUUGGAGCCGCGGGAGCUGCUCGGGCUGACCGCAGUCCCCUGCGUGAAGCCGUCCAUCGCGUCCCCUCUGAGACAGAGCCUGAGCUCCUCGGAGCAGGAGGACGAGGACGAGAAGGACAAGGAGGACGAGGAGGACAGUGACUCCGACGAGCACGAUGGGGACGAGGAGGACGGGCUCGGGGGCCUGCAGGACGCGUCCUCGUCCUCCUCGGGCUGGAACGUGUCCUUCAACCUGACGGACGAGCACGGGAACGCGGUGCUCCUGCCGUGCGGCAUCAGGAGGCCCAGAGGCGUCCGCAGCGUCCACCUCAACCAGACCGACGCCCCCGAGGUCCACCUCAACGCCACCAUCGCGCUGGACUUGCGCUGCCCUGUGACGCGGGACACCUACGAGAGGCUCUGGAAGCUCAUCGCCUACUACAGCGAGGUCCCCGUCAAGCUGACCCGGGAGGCUGCGCGGGGCGGUGGCCCGAGCUAUCGGUACCGCCAGGCGGCCGCCGACGACGCCCUGUAUUACACCGGCGUCCGCGCCCAGAUCGCGGCCCGGCCCGAGUGGGUCUUGCAGAGCUCCGUGUCCAUCCAGCUGGACCGGCGCCGGAGCACGGCCAGCAGGGUCCUGCUGUCCUACACGGCCCAGUACUCGCAGACCAUCUCGGCCGCGGACGCCCACGGGCCAGCUCGCGGCACAAGCUGGGUCAUGAUCGAGCCCGGGGACGGGCAGCACCGAGCCCUGACCCUGCUGGAAGGGGAGCCCGGCCAGCUGAGCUGCCGCGUGAAGGCCUCCGAGAGCCCGGCCAUCUCCUGGGUGCUGCCCGACGGCUCUGUGCUCAGGGCGCCCGGGCAGGGGCAGGGCGGCCGGCUGUCGGCGCUCAGCGGCGGCUGGCUGAAGAUCAGGGCCGCCGAGCCGGCCGACUCCGGCCUCUACCGGUGCGUCGCGGAGGUGAGGGACGAGGUGGACCAGAUGGCCUUCAGGGUGCUGGUGCAGGCGCCCGGCGCCCAGUCCCUGGAGAGCUCCAUGGUGACCGUGGAGAAGGACGCCGGGGAGCCCGUGUCGCUGCCCUGUCGCGCCUCUGCCGUCCCAGAAGCCCACGUCAGCUGGAUUCUCCCCAAUAAAAGGAUCCUGGAUGGCUCGGCCAACGCGUCCCACGCAUACAUGCUGGCCGACGGCACGCUGUCCAUCCCCAGCGCGCAGGCCGCGCACAGCGGCGAGUACAGAUGUGUGGCCGUCAACCUGCAAGGCGCUGACCACUUCUCCGUGGGCGUCUCCGUGAGGAGGACGGGGGCCGGCCGGGCGGGGAAGAGAGGCAGGCGCCCGGGGGCCAGGCCCGGCUCGGGGACCCACGGCCACGUGGCGGAGGACGGGGAAGGCUCCGGGCUGGCAGACCAGGAGGACCCGGCCGGGAAGGGCCUUCCUCCCAAGGACCAAGAGGCGGCCUUCUCCAAGGCGGAGGACGAGGGGGCCCCGGGGAGCAGGACCCCGAAGAAGAAGAAGCAGGCCAGGAGGAAGCUUAAAGUGUGGAAGCCCUCGCGGAAGGAGCCGGACAGCAGCAGCGUGGCCGAGGGCCGCAGGGCGUUCGAGUCCAGGCGCAGGGUCAACGUGGCCAGCAAGCAGAUCAACCCCGCGCGCUGGGCGGACAUCCUGGCCAGGGUGCGGGGCGGGAAGGCUCUCCCCAAGGCCAGCGAGGCGCCCCGGGAAGCCACCACCACUGCGCCUCAAGCCAGGAGUCCGGAGGGGCGGCCCCCGUCCCCCGCAAUGGCUCCCCCACCCGGGUCCCCCACCCAGGGAGCCCCGGAUCUGGAGGAGGCAUCCGCACAGGCGCCUCUCUUCGUGGAGGAAGAACAAGGCUCCAGCACCAGCUCCUCCCCGGGGAUGGAGCACGAAGGUGGCCACGGAGAAGGCGGCCACGGAGAAGGCGGCCACGGAGGAGGCGGCCACGGAGGAGGCGGCCACGGAGGAGGCGGCCACGGAGGAGGCGCCGCUCUCCCCGAGCCCCAAGUGUCCGGCCCCCCUCUGCAUGAGGAAGGCCCUGGUGGGUACUUUCUGGAGAAGCCCGAGGCUCCGUCUCCAGCCGGCUCUGAGCUGGACUGGGAGCUGACCGCCGUCCCCGGGCCGGAUGCCCCUCGGGCAGUGAGUCUGUGGACCCCAGAGGACACCACGGAUGACCAGACGGCCACAAGUGCUCGGCCUGCACCGGUAGAACCCGUGACACGACCCAGGAGGAAGCAGGAAAAGCCCCCGUUGGGUGCCAGCCCCUCCGCUGAGCCCCAGACUGUGAAGCACGCCCACCCAGAUGGACAGAAUAACACACUCCUGGACGUGCAGACGGCUCCCGAAACCGAGCUGCCCACGGCGAGCUCGGGGGUCUCCAGUGUGCCCAAGUCGUUUGGAAAUUCCUCUUUAGGGAAGCAAGAGAUGUCAGCCUGGUCACACGGACAAGGAAGACCAGGCGGUGCCCUGCCGCUGGGAAAUAGUGUGGCCACUGCACGGGCUCCAGCUAGGAAGAAAGGCCUGGAAGACGGGGUUUUGGGGGAGACGCCCACGUCCAGAUCCCCUGAGGGCGCAGGGGAAGACGUCACACCUGAAGCCCCAUUCACACAGGCCGGGGAGGUCGCCCCUGGGGAGGAACCGGGCAGAGGCGUCACCCCAGGAGCAGAGGCCACAGCAAGCCACGCGGCCACUCGGCCGCCCACACUGUCGCCCCCGUCCACCCGAAGGAGACCCGGGGGCAGGAGGCGGCCGCGCCCCCACAAAUCUCGGCACCGCCAGAAACAAAUCCCCCCGACACCCUCUGCCCUGUCAGGGGCGCCUCCAACCCCACCUUCUGCAGAAACGGGGAUCCCGAAGCCUGCGCAGAGCUCCCCGGCUCCCACCUCUUGGGGAGACACCACGGUCCCUGUCCCUGAGCGGCCGGACGCAGAGAAACACGCGGAAUCCGCAUCCAGGGGGACCGCACGGAGGAGAAACGGGAAAAGGCCCCACAGACACCGAGCUGGCGCCGCCACCCCGACCUCAAAGAGCUCCGUGCCCCAGCCCGGUGCUCCCCCCGAAAGUCAGCCCGAGCCAGCCCUCACUGCCGGGGCACAAACUGCACCCCCACCUGCAGAAACGGGAGCCCCAGGCGGGGUGACCAGACUGGAAGAUGAUGUCACAGCUGCCCCCCAGGCCCCAGGGCCUCAUCGUACAGUCCAGGAGACGGUUCUGGGCACGCAGCAGCCCGAAGCAGAUCCAGAGGGAACCACGGAUCCACAAGGAGCCACGGGUCUACAAGGAGCCACGGGUCCACACGGAGCCAUAAGUCCACAAGGAACCAUGGGUCCACAAGGAGCCACGGGUCCACAAGGAGCCAUAAAUCCACAAGGAGCCACGAAUCCACAAGAAACCACGAGUCCACAAGGAGCCACGAGUCCACAAGGAGCCACGAAUCCACAAGGAACCACGAGUACACAAGGAGCCACAGGUCCACAAGGUACCAUGGGUCCACAAGGAGCCACGAGUCCACAAGGAGCCAUGAAUCCACAAGGAGCCACGAGUCCACAAGGAGCCAUGAAUCCACAAGGAACCACGAGUACACAAGGAGCCACGAGUCCACAAGGAGCCACGAAUCCACAAGGAGCCAUGAAUCCACAAGGAGCCACGAGUCCACAAGGAGCCAGGAAUCCACAAGGAACGACGAGUCCACAAGGAGCCACGGGUCCACAAGGAGCCACGGAUCGUGGGAUCGCCCACGCAAGCGGUCUUGGAGACGGCGCGGGGCUCUCUGGCCAGCUGGAUGCUGAUGAGCCAUCAACGGCUCGCCCCUCGGUGUCCAGCGCAGGGCAGCCCAAGGCCGAGGCCCGUCCUGCAGGCGAUCCUGGGAAUCCAGGCUGGCAUCACCCCAGGACAGCCCAGCCAGGGCCACCAGCCACCAGGGCUCCUGGCGUCCACUUAGAGGAGGACAUCACAGACCUUUUGCUCUUCAGAGAGCUGGAGGCCAGAGAGGCCACCUCUCCGCCAUCACCCGCUGUCACCAGCGUGGAGUCAGGGCCACGGGGAGAUGUCUGGCCCCCCGACGCCUCCCCCAGCGCAGGGCUGGAGCCAUCUUUAGGGCAGUCGAGAGGCGCCACCGGGGCCCCGGAUGGCGGGCAAAGCACGGUGGUGGUGCCCGUCCUUGCUGAAACCACACCGGAGAGUCCCAUGCCCACCGUGGCCCGGGGGGAGGACCCGGCCACCUCCUCCCUCCCCAGAGCUCCUCGGACCUCAGCAGUGACCCCCACGAAGCUGUGGCCAGCCUCUGCCGGCGCAUUGCCCGGGUGGCCCGAGCCCACGGGAAAGGUUUUCUCCAGCUGGGCGGGAAACCCAGAGACCACGGCACCCACAGAGGACAGAGACCCGCUUGUGCAGCAGUGGACACCCGAGGAGCUGUCCACUCUGGCUCCCCGCCGGGACGGAUGGAACGUUUCUGCCAAGCCCGGGUUGGUGGACGGCAGGACGGGGAACAGCUUACCGCGUGGUCCGGACGGCCACCUCCAUCGUGGGGAGGUCCAGCCGGCGGGGUACCCCGCAGAGCCCACCCCGCCGAGGGGAUCCGAGAGGCCGCCUCUCCGAACCUCACAAGGCCCCGUGAGACACUUUGUGACUUUCCAGCCACCGCGCGGCUUCACCCAGAAACCGGAGACGACCACGCGUCCCUCCAGGGUCUGGCUGCAGGGCAAACAGCUCACGACCCCCCGGGCCCCCAGCACCUCGACUCCCGGCGCACAGACCCCGGGCACACCCCGCGUCCCCAGCAGGCUGCCCGACCAAAGAUCGAACCCAGUCAGCGGCUACUCCAGAGCCCUGGGGAACAACAUCCCGGAGCAGGGGAGCCCCGUCCGGGAGCCUCCAAAGCCCAGCCCUCCUUACGCCCCCCGGUUCCCGUUCCCCACCAGCCGGACCUUCGCUUUCCCGCCGUCCAGAGUCACCCCAAAGCCCCCCUCGGCCACCUCCCCAGCCCCAGGAGCCAGACAAAGAAAGCCCGUCUCUGGCCCCUACAGCAGGUUCCCGCCCCAGGGCUUCCCGUAUGUGGAUCUGGGGCCCCCGGCACCCCCAAUACCUCACUUUGCCCGGACUGCCACCCCCUUUCACAACGGCCCCCUGGCGUACCCCACCCGGAGCUCCAGCCCCUUCCUGACGCCCCCCGGCCAGUCCCCCGGGGGUUCCCGUGACGUCAGCACCAAGAUCUUCAUCCGAGGGCCUCCUGCCCCCCAGUUCUGGACGCCCGGAGAAAAACCCCAGAUUAUCAGCAAAUCCCCCCAGACGCUGUCCGUCACCGCGGAAUCGGACGUGAUGUUCCCGUGCGAGGCGACCGGCGAACCCCGGCCUUUCAUCACCUGGACCAAGGUCUCCACAGGAGCCCUGAUGACCCCCAACACCCGGCUCCCGCGCUUCGAGGUCCUGAAGAACGGGACCCUGCUCAUCCGCAGGGCGCAGGUUCAAGACCGCGGCCAGUACCUGUGCACCGCCAGCAACCCGCACGGCGUGGACAAGACGGGGGUGCUGCUGACCGUCACGGCCCAGCAGCCCCGGAUCCUGACGUCCCCCUACCAGGACGUCACGGUCUACCUGGGGGACACCGUCGCCGUGGAGUGCCUGGCCAAGGGCACCCCGGCACCGCAGAUCUCCUGGGUCUUCCCGGACGGCCGCGUCUGGCACUCGGCGUCCCCCGCCGAGGGCAGGGUCACCCUGCACCCCAACAGGACCCUGACCAUCAGGGACGCGUCCUUCGCUGACCGCGGCGUGUACAAGUGUGUGGCCAGCAACACGGCGGGCGCGGACAGCCUGGCCAUCCGGCUGCACGUGGCCGCGCUGCCCCCGGUCAUCGGCCAGCAGAAGGCCGAGAACAUCUCGCUGCCCCCGGGCCUGAGCGUCCACAUCCACUGCUCGGUCACGGCGGCGCCCCCGGCCAGCCUGCGCUGGGUGCUGCCCCAGGGCGCCCACAUCCGGCCCUCACAGUUCCUGCACGGAAACCUCUUUGUCUUCCCCAACGGGACGCUCUACAUCCGCAACCUGGCGCCCAAGGACAGCGGCCGCUACGACUGCGUGGCCACCAACUCCGUGGGCUCGGCGCGCAGGGCCGUGCAGCUCAGCGUCCAGCGCACAGCGGCCCACGCGCGCAUCACCCGCGCCUCGCCCCGCAGCACCGACGUCCGGUACGGGGGGACCCUGCGGCUGGACUGCAGCGCCUCGGGGGACCCCUGGCCACGCAUCCUCUGGCGCCUGCCGUCCAAGCGCAUGAUCGACGCGCUGUAUAGCAGCUCGGACAGCAGGGUGCGGGCCCUGGCCAACGGGACCCUGGUGGUGAAGUCCGUCACCGACACGGACGCGGGUGACUACCUCUGCGUGGCCAGGAACAAGCUGGGGGACGACCACGCGGUCCUGCGCGUCAACGUGGUCAUGAAGGCCGCGCAGAUCCAGCACAAGGAGAACGACCAGAGCGUGGUGCACGGCGGCGACCUGAGGGUGGACUGCGUGGCCACCGGGCUGCCCAGCCCCGAGAUCUCCUGGGGGCUGCCCGACGGGAGCCUGGUCAACUCGCUCAUGCAGUCGGACGCCGCCGGCGGGGGCCGAGCCAAGCGCUACGUGGUCUUCCACAACGGCACCCUGUACCUCAACGAGGUGGGCCCGCGCGAGGAGGGCGACUACACCUGCUUCGCCCAGAACCGGCUGGGCCAGGACCAGAUGCGGGUGCACGUCAGGGUGCUGGCCGACGGCCCGGCCGCGCGGAACCACAGCUACGGCGCCGUGCAGGUGUCCUACGGGGACGUGGUCAGCGUGGCCUGCGAGGCCACGGGCCGGCCGGUGCCCGGCGUGACGUGGCUGUCUCCCACCAACAAGGUGAUCCCCGCGUCCUCGGACAAGUACCGGGUCUUCCCCGACGGGACCCUGCUGGUGCACAAAGCCCAGCGCUCGGACAGCGGGAACUACACGUGCGUGGCCAGGGGCCCCGAUGGCGAGCGCAGGACCACCGUGUGGGUGCACGUGCGCCUGGAGCCCCCCAGGAUCAACGGGAACCCCGACGCCACGGCCACCGUGCGGGAGGUGGCGGAGGCCGGCGGCCGGGAGCUGCUGGACUGCGAGGCCCGGGGCGUGCCAAGGCCCCGCGUGCUGUGGGCCUUCCCCGAGGGGGUCACCCUGCCCGCCCCCUACUACGGAAACAGGGUCACCGUGCACCGCAACGGCUCCCUGGACAUCAGGAGCCUCCGCACGGCCGACUCGGGCUCCCUGACCUGCAUCGCACGCAACGCGGGCGGCGAGGCCAGGCUGACCGUGCAGCUGACCGUGCUGGACGCCGCGCAGAAGCCGGCCUUCCGCGACCCCCUGAGCGAGCACAUCACGGCCGCCGCCGGCCACACCAUCAGCCUCAACUGCUCGGCCGGCGGGACGCCGCCGCCCAGCCUGCUCUGGGUGCUGCCCAACGGCACCGAGCUGCAGGCCGGGCAGCGGCUGGGCAGGUUCGGCCACGGCGUGGACGGCAGGAUGCUCAUCACCGGGCUGUCCCCGGCCGACGCGGGCGCCUACCGCUGCGUGGCCCGCAACGCGGCCGGCCACGCGGAGAGGCUGGUGGCCCUGAGCGUGGGGCCGCCGCCCGAGCCCAGCAGGCAGUAUCUGCACCACAACGUGGUCAGCAUCGUCACCGGCGAGACCCUGCGUCUGCAGUGCGCCCUCCCGGGCGGCCCCCGGCGUGGACGCUUCUCCUGGACGCUGCCCGGCGGGACGACGCUCAGCAGUCCCCAAGCGCUGGGCCGCGUCUCGGCCCUGGACAACGGCACCCUGACCGUGCGGGAGGCCUCGGUGUUCGACCGGGGGACCUACACGUGCAGGACGCACACGGAGCACGGCGCGUCCACCACCGUGACCGUGCCGGUCAUCGUGAUCGCCUACCCACCCCGCAUCACCAGCGAGCCCGCCCCGUUCAUCUACACGCGGCCCGGGGACACGGUGAAGAUGAGCUGCAGGUCCGUGGGGAUCCCCAAGGCGGACAUAUCGUGGGAGCUGCCCGACAAGUCGCAGCUGGUGGCCGGGGCCCAGGGCCGUGUGCACGGGAACAAAUUCCUGCAUCCGCAGGGCUCGCUGACCAUCCAGCAGGCCACGACGCAGGACGCCGGCUUCUACAAGUGCACGGCCAAGAACGUCCUGGGGACGGACUCCAAAGUCACCUACGUCCACGUCUACUGAGAUGUCCACGGACCGGGUGGACGGCCGGGUCGUCCUUUGGAAGGGGCCAGAGGGGCCAUUUGUAAGCACACCGGGGCUCUGGGGCUUUGCAGACGUCAAGGAUGCACGGGGCGCACUGGAUGCCGGUUGGGUUCCAAGUCGGGGUUCGCUUCGAUUUAAGCUCCGGGGAUCUCCAGCCGAGGUCACCUUGCAGUCCAGCGCUUGGGUUUGGAGCUGAAGGUCUUCUGCUCCAGCUCAGGCCAGCUCCGGGCGUGGGUAGCAUGGUGGACACCAUCGUCAGCUCCUCAGGUUGCAAAUGAAGCCCUGACUUGGGGUCUUGGGUUAGAAGUUGGCCUUGACCCUGAGCUGGACUUCCGGGGUUCGGGGUGGAGGUCAGCCUUAACCCGGGCUCCUUGCAUUGCAAGUUUAACCUUGACCCCGGCUCCGUGACCCGGAAGUUCUUCAGGCAGCAGGAAGGAAGUCGCCUUGAGGACUUUUUUUACAACACCCCAAAAAACGUCACCGGCCCAUCCUGGGAGACGGGAUCGCCCUGCAAUUUCUGUUUUUACCAAAAUCACGUGCCUGGCUCUCUAAGCAUCCGUAGGGUACUUCGGGGCCAUUUUCUGGUAACAAAUUUUUCCAAUAAACAGAGCCUGAAGACCCCCCAAAGACCCCCAGCAACCUCAGCAAGGCCGACAUGAUGGAACGUUCUAGAACAGAUCCAGUUAGGUGGUCUGCGGUUCCAAAGCUCCAGUGCCUGCAAUAAAGUCUUAAGACCAUCCUGAUCACUAUUUUUGUUGAAAUCUGCAUUCCCACACUUCACAGCUGCCAUUUGUAGAUGAAAGAACUCUCUCUCUCCCUGAAAAUCACUUUUUAUAUAGUUAUAUAUAAAUAUAUAUUUUUUUCUUUCUAAUGAGACGAUGAGACUAGCAAGGGAAAUAUUUCCCGUCUCGUUAAAAAAUAAUAAAUUAUUGGUCUUUACAAGACUCGGGUAUAUGGAAAUCCAAUUAAUGCAAAAAUAAAAAUUAAAAAUUCAAUCUCUCUCCAAUCUCCUGCAAAUUCAAUAACCACUGUGAUAUUCCUUUUCCUGGGCUGGGAUACUGAAUACCUAAAUUAAUGGUGAAAGCUGUGGUCUGUGAGGGGAGCGGAGGGCCAGAGGAAACAGAAAAUUAAGUUAUGAUCUCACAAAACCGAGUAUAGAAGGUUCCAGAAAAGUCUGGAAACUUCUCUGCAGGAUCACAGCUCGCUGCGUGGUCCAAGCCAUUUUCUCCCUCUUGGCUGUGGGCAUUGGUCCAUGCUCACACCGAUGAGAGAGCUGUUAUUUUCAUGGCUGCUUUCCUGUACUUUUAAGGUCCAUUGGCUGUACAUCGAAUAAUAAAAUGAUAUUUUCCGAA
This is a messenger RNA of Cavia porcellus (domestic guinea pig), 10565 nucleotides long. It is a transcript of the gene Mxra5, whose product is annotated as matrix remodeling associated 5. Gene Ontology annotation, molecular function: protein binding. Lineage: Eukaryota; Metazoa; Chordata; Mammalia; Rodentia; Caviidae. The record is from RefSeq and is a predicted model, not a curated record.